UUGAAAUUGGCGACUGGGAGGAGCAACGGGUUGUGGCAUGCCCUCACUUUCAAUAUUGGUGGCUAACUCUGAAACUGCAACUCAUGGUAUUGAUGUUCGUUAGAGCUGAACGCGAUGGCAAUUUUUGCCUCUAGUUAGAGACCCUGAACAAGCUGACUCCGUGGUUCUUUGCACUGGAUCAAACCAACUAUGCCCGAUGGCUACCUGUUCACAUUCGAGACAUGAACACGCUUUCACAGGUUCAUCCAGACUUACACACUGAAUUCCAGAAUGGUAACUUUGUGAUUCACAAAACUGCUCGUGUAUCAUCUGGAAUGGCAAUUGAUCAAGGUCAUGAGCAGAACAAUGCGAUGGUGAAGGGAUCUGGGGGUGCAGUAGGCCUCACAGAAAAUCCGAGUGCGUUCAGACGUUGGAUGGUUGCAGGACCUGAGCUAGCAAGGAUAACAAUUGAAUUUGAGACCGCGUUCACUGCUCAAGAUGAUGCCACCGGUCACCAUGAGCAGACUCCAGCAGUACAAACUGCAUUUGCCAAGCAGGUAAUGUCUCUAGUGUCAACUAUUGAAGACAUGGGGAAUCCCUUUCUUGAAGAAAGUGCUGAUCUUCUAGUCCUGGACACAAAGGACAUAGUCAGUGAGUCCGUAGUUAAGACGGUCAGGAACAUAGAACAAAUAGGCGUGAAAGCGUACGAUGCCUAUGUAGAGCAGAGGCUAGUGAAGGCAGAAAAACCCAUCUCAGACCCCAUAGCGAAACAGCAAUUGCCACUCUUCAGCAGACCACAGAAAAAAAAUCCAUCUCGUUCACAGCUGCAAGUAGCUGACCUAGAAGUUGAUCGCGAACUUAUGUCGCAGCUGUAUGUAUCCUGCCAAACACGAGCAGUUAACCAAGACGACUUCUUCAUGUAUGAGAAUCAUCCCUACGCACCAAGUCUCUCAGAUCAUGGGAAGCUGCGUGCAAGCAACAAGUCAGAUUUGAUUCCAUGCCUGCAAAGCCUGAUUACUCCUAAGACUGAUGGACCUACAGUGGACUGUAUAAUCUUGGAUGGUGCCGCAGUAGUGCAUUUACUUGCUCCAAGAACAGCGGUAACCUUCAACGAAUAUGCCUCUGCCAUAUAUUUGCCAUACAUUGACAGACAGUUACAGAAUGCACAACGCGUGGAUGUGGUUUGGGAUGCAUACAUACCUGACAGUCUGAAGGAAUCAACAAGGAAGAAGAGAGGAACAGGGAUCAGACGGAGAGUUUUGGGAACAUCUAAAAUUCCGACGAACUGGAUGAAGUUUCUCUGUGUGGCAGAAAACAAAGUAGAGCUGUUUGACUUUUUGACACACGCUGUUAUAAACAGACAACAAACAGAACACGAGGUGUAUGCCACUGAUGGAGUAGACGUACUCUGCUCACAACCAAAUGCAGACUGUGCCUACAUUAGUCCAUGCAAUCAUGAAGAGGCGGACACGAGAGUCAUUCUUCAUGCCAGUGAUGCUGCAAACAAAGGCAGUAAAAAGUGCCUUAUCAGGACCGUAGACACUGACAUCCUCGUUCUAGCGAUUGCAUAUGUAGAGCGAAUUGGUGUCGAAGAGUUAUAGGUGGCCUUUGGCACAGGCAAGGGAUUUUGUUAUCUACCAGCCCAUGAAAUUGCGUGUGCACUAGGCUCACCGAAAGCUGCAUCGUUGCCGAUGUUUCACGCAUUCACGGGAUGUGAUACGGUGUCCGCAUUCGCUGGGAAAGGAAAGAAAACCAUGUGGGCCGUUUGGCGUGUGUACCCAGAGAUAACAGAAGCAUUUGUAGACUUGUGCAGCGGCACUGAUGUCAUUAGUACAGAAGCUACUUCUCUGAUAGAGAGAUUUGUCAUUCUUGUCUACGACCGAACCAGCCAACUCAAAGACGUCAAUGAAGUUAGGAAAGAUCUCUUCACAAGAAAAGGCAGAUUCAAGUACGACAGUCUACCUCCAACGAAAGCAGCUCUCACUGAGCAUGCCGAAAGAGCUACUUAUCAAGGUGGCCAUGUGUGGGGGCAAUCGAUCAGAUCACAAAUGAAACUACCAGAUCCGGCAGCGUGGAGUUGGACGAAAACAAACGAUGGAUGGGAGCCAUAUUGGACCCCGCUACCAGAAGCAUCAAAGGGAUGUCGCGAGCUCAUCAAAUGUGGCUGCAAGAAAGUGUGCACCACAGGCCGUUGUGGAUGUUUCCGUGCUAAGUUGUCAUGUACCACGCUGUGUUCAUGCAUGUGCAUGGAUUAUGCAUAGACAAUUGACAUAAUUAAGGGAGAUAAAUGAUUGCUUGUGACCGAACAAAAAGCAAUUGACAUACCAAUGCAAACACAUCUGGUAGGCUUUGGAGGCAAUGUUGUGGAUAUUUUCGUUAUAAGAUGACAUAACCAUGUCGUGUUCUAAUUAACAUUUGCAUUCUCCAUAGACAAUUAGUGGCAUUAUUAAGAACACUUGAUCCCAAUAUAGGGGACUUAAAUUGUCCCACCUCUGCCGCCAGGUGGCGCUAUGUGGUGCCACAUGACACCAGGGGGCGCUGCAGAAGUGUUUCCAUUUUAUGCUAUUAUGUAACAAGACAUAUAUGCUGCAAACAGAAUGUAAAAAUGUUACCUAGAUCAAAAGUUAUGGUC
This is a messenger RNA of Mya arenaria, 2611 nucleotides long. RefSeq lists its product as uncharacterized. The record is from RefSeq and is a predicted model, not a curated record. The coding region runs from base 222 to 1580 and encodes 452 amino acids. NCBI's taxonomy places the organism in Eukaryota, Metazoa, Mollusca, Bivalvia, Myida, Myidae. The transcript has a single exon.